Amphiprion ocellaris (clown anemonefish) is the source of this 2420-nucleotide messenger RNA. RefSeq names its product claudin domain containing 1b (gene cldnd1b). The coding region runs from base 393 to 1145 and encodes 250 amino acids. The transcript has 5 exons. Gene Ontology annotation, cellular component: membrane. NCBI's taxonomy places the organism in Eukaryota, Metazoa, Chordata, Actinopteri, Pomacentridae. The record is from RefSeq and is a predicted model, not a curated record.
AGAAGAAAUAAGGCGGAAGAAAACUUAGUAGCGUAGAAGAAGAUGGCGGAGGCCUACUGGGAGCUAAGCGAGCACAGAAGAUAAGGCUAAUUAACAAAGCAUUUUUCAGCAAUGAGGUUAUGAACGUCUCUGUGUUUGGGACAGCACUUGCAAUGCAGCAACAUGUCAGAAUGAAAUACAGUGCUCGGAUACAGUGACACUGCCAACUGAAAAUAAUUCACAGACAUGCCGUGGUGCCAAAACAACAAGUGGAAAUAUCAUUUUUAAUCAGCUCAGGCUUUUUCACGCCAGGAGUCAAAGCCUAAACUUGUCAGGGUUUUUUUUCCUUUUCAAGUCAAACAAAGUUUUCUGUUGGUAAAUACAUUUUUAAGCCAGCCGUCUUCACUGAGACCAUGGUGGAUAAUCGUUAUGCCACAGCUCUGGUGAUCGGCUCGGUGCUGAGCCUGCUGGCCACAGUGUACCUCUCCGUGGCCGUAGGAACUCAACACUGGUACCAGUACAGCAGUCCACCGGUCAAACAUAAGGCCAGCAACGCCACCGAGCUCAAAGGGGAGUUUAUCAAUGGCGACUUCGAUGAGAUGAAAUACAGCGGCGCCAUGUUCCGCCUCAACGGCACUCUGGGAUUGUGGUGGAGGUGCAUCAUGGUGCCCGGUCAGUCCCACUGGUACGACGCACCAGACCCCAAGUUGGAGACCUGGUGUGUGAGCUUCACGCUUCCUCAGCAGUUCACCUCAAAGUACAGACACUCUGAAGACAACAACGAAGAAGAAGACCUGCUCAGAACAUACUUGUGGAGGUGCCAGUUUCUCCUGCCCUUGGUGUCACUGGCGCUGGUGUUCCUCAGCGUCCAUGUUGGGGUCUGUGCCUGCCUCUGCCGCACAUUCACCCCGAUCCUGGGUGUGGGAGUGCUCCAUCUGCUCGCAGGUCUGUGUUCUUUGGGCACCGUCUGCUGCUUCCUGGCUGGGGUGGAUUUGCUCCACCAGUAUUCCAGACCACCAGAAGGGGUAGAAGGCUCGUUGGGCUGGUCCCUCUACCUCGCCCUCAUCUCCUUCCCUCUGCAGAUGAUGGCAGCUGCUUUGUUCCUUUGGGCGGCCAGAAGUCACCGUAAGAAUUACACCCGCAUGACCGCUUACAGGGUAGCAUAAAACAGAGACUGCUCUGAUGACAAUAUACUUUAAAACAACCUAAGACUUUCUAAAACAUUAUGUGUGGUUAAGAGAGGAUGUAAAUAGAGUGAAAUGUGCUGGUGGUAACCUAUCAUGUCCUCUGUAAGAGUCUUUUAUUUGAUAAAACAUGAUUAUGUACAGACCUACAGGCAGGAAUACACUAAACAAAUUUGCAGCUAAUCCCCAGAAAUACUCAUAAAUAUGGGUUUAAUAACUUUGAGUUGUGUUAAUGCACCUUUGCUUUUCUUUUUUAAAAAAAAUGUAUAUGUAUCUUGCCCAAAGCAUGUUCUUACGUAAUGUAUUCAACAUCCAGCUGUCACAGGUGGUUUGUAAUUUCUGGUGUUAACUGUGUUUCUGUGCAGUAUUUUGUUGCCUUCUUUUUGGUUGCCACUGCUUCUAAAGCUGCUCACCACAUUGCCCUUAACUCAGUUCUUGACUCUCAACAUGCAGUCACAAAUCUCAGACCUGGACUUAUCCACGUCAAGGUAGCUUUCUCUCUUAAGUGCAUGAAAAGUAUUAAUCAUGCCUAUUUUUCUUAAGUGUUUCAUUUUGUUCUGCUUUUUUACAUAAUCUUAAAUACCAAGCCUUUUUGCUUUGCAUGCCUUUCAAGCUGACAUUUCUGUCACCUGUGGUAAUUGUUGAUUUCAGUCUGUGGUAUAUGCUGAUUAAAUGUCAUUAAAUGUCACCCGCUAAAAAAUGAAACCACUCAUUGUCACCUGUAUUUAUACAUCUAAUAUGUUAUCAUGAGAUUAAUUUGAAUGUUAAACUGAAUUGACCUGACGCCACAAACCUUACUACUGCCAUUUUACGAUUCUAAUGGAGAGAUGGAAAAGUUGUGGUUUUGCAGUCUGUUCUCCUUUCAGUUCCAGCAGUGACUGAUUUGUUAAGCUUUGCAUUAUUUAAGCCUUUCAGAUGUUUGCUGCUGACUCUGAACAAGUGAAUCUGCUAAAGCCUCAAGUGCAAAUCCUUGCGAAUCUUUUGUGUUCACACUGAACAGUAGUGUGGAAGAUACAUGAAUUUGCCACUUUUUAGUGUGAGCCAGAUUCCAAAAUUACUAAUUUCUUAGUACAAAAUACAAGUUGUGAUGUUUUUGUAUCACAAUGUUUUGUUACACAUUCGAUGUGUAUACACUGUGGCUUUUGUAAAUGUUUUUAUGCAUUCUGAAGCACACUGUACUUGUUUGUGUUUUAAUACAUUUGACAUUUGCAGACUGUUGGGGCAGUUUCCAUAAUAAAGUGAAUUCACAAAGACAAA